AUGAUGGUUUUCAGAAAGGGCGAUCACGUGUGGCUGGACACUCAACCAUACAGUGAAUUUAAUGUCCCUAUUGGGGCAGUUGUAAAGGACUCUGACUCAGGACGGAUCUUGCUGCUGGAUGAUGAAGGCAAGGAGCACUGGAUCACAGCUCGGAACAUGCACAUGGUGCGCCUGAUGCACCCCUCCUCUGUCCAAGGGGUGGAAGACAUGAUCCGCCUUGGGGAUCUCAAUGAAGCAGGCAUGGUGCACAACCUUCUCAUCCGCCACCAGGAGCACAAAAUCUAUACUUACACAGGCUCAAUCUUGGUAGCAGUGAAUCCAUAUCAGCUGCUGCCCCUCUACACAGUUGAUCAGAUCAGACUGUACUGUAACAGGAGGAUUGGAGAGCUACCACCUCAUGUCUUCGCCAUUGCAGACAACUGUUAUUUCAAUAUGAAGAGGAAUAAGAGAGACCAGUGCUGUGUGAUCAGUGGAGAAUCUGGAGCUGGGAAGACUGAAAGCACUAAGCUAAUACUACAAUUUUUGGCAGCUGUCAGUGGCCAGCAUUCCUGGAUAGAGCAGCAAAUCCUAGAGGCCAACCCCAUUCUGGAAGCUUUCGGCAACGCCAAGACAAUUCGAAAUGACAAUUCAAGCCGCUUCGGGAAGUACAUCGAUAUCCACUUCAACCACAGUGGGGUGAUCGAAGGAGCCCGGAUAGAACAGUUUCUUCUGGAGAAGUCCCGUGUCUGCCGGCAGGCUCCAGAGGAAAGGAACUAUCACAUAUUCUACUGCAUGCUAAUGGGAAUGAACACAGAGCAGAAAAAGAUGCUGAACCUGGGCACUGCUUCAGAGUACACUUAUCUCACUAUGGGCAACUGCAUCUCCUGUGAUGGUCGGAACGAUGCAUCGGAUUAUGCCCACAUCCGCUCUGCUAUGAAGAUCCUCAUGUUCUCAGAUUCUGAGCACUGGGACAUCAGCAAGCUGCUGGCUGCAAUACUGCACCUGGGGAACAUAGAAUUUGAAGCGGCUGUGUAUGACAACUUGGACUGCUCUGAUGUGAUGGACUCACCACACUUUUCAAUUGCAACCAAACUACUUGAGGUGGACUCCAGUGAACUGCAGCACAGCCUAACAAACCUCUCCAUGAUUGUCCGCGGUGAAAGUGUGUCCAGGCCUCUGAACAUAGUUCAAGCUGCAGAUGGAAGAGAUGCCUUUGUGAAGGGUAUAUAUGGGCGGAUUUUCCUGUGGAUAGUGAACAAGAUCAACUCAGCCAUUUUCAACCCAACUUCUCAGAAGCCAAAGGACAGGUGGCAGUCCAUUGGGCUGCUGGACAUUUUUGGGUUUGAAAACUUCAGCAACAACAGCUUUGAGCAGCUCUGCAUUAACAUUGCCAAUGAGCACCUUCAGCAGUUCUUUGUGAACCACAUCUUCAAGCUGGAGCAAGAGGAAUACCUUGCAGAGCACAUUUCCUGGAAUAACAUUGACUUCACUGAUAACCGCCAGACUCUGGAAGUCAUCGCACUCAAGCCUAUGAACAUCAUCUCCCUCAUUGAUGAAGAGAGCAAGUUCCCAAAGGGCACAGAUGCCACCAUGCUAGUCAAAAUCAAUUCUCUCCAUGGCAAAAGUAAUGUCUACAUUCCACCUAAAAGUGUCCAUGACACCAAGUUUGGCAUCAAUCAUUUUGCUGGGGUUGUCUUUUAUGAAUCAAAAGAUUUCCUGGAGAAAAAUCGGGACACACUGAGUGCUAACGUAAUGCAGGUGGUUCAUUCCUCCAAAAACAAAUUCCUGAGAGAGAUUUUCCAGGUGGAAACCACACCACAUAGUCUGGGACGUGGAACCAUCCGGCAUCUGGGAGCUGACUAUUCCUACAAGCCUGUUUCCCAUUGUGGCUUUCUGCUGUCCAGAACAUCUAGCCAUGGACAGGGCCUGGAUACCACCAAGCGGCUCUCUACUCUGGGAGGACAGUUCAAACAAUCCCUGGAAAAACUAAUGAAAAUCCUUGAGCAGUGCCAGCCAUACUUCAUCCGUUGCAUCAAGCCAAAUGACUACAAGAAACCACUGCUAUUUGACCGGGAGCUGUGUAUCAAACAGCUGCGAUACUCAGGGAUGAUGGAGACCAUUCAGAUCAGGAAAGCUGGCUACCCAAUUCGCUACAGCUUUGAGGAUUUCUUUGAGAGAUACAGAGUUCUCCUGCCAUGGUCUCUUCGACAACAGCUGAAUGAUGCUCGACAGAGCUGUAUCUACAUCUCUGAAGCAGUGCUGGGCAAGGAUGAAAGCUGGCAAGCUGGAAAGACCAAGAUUUUCCUUAAAGAUCAUCACGAUACAGUAUUGGAGCUGCAACGCCAAAAUAUACUCACAGAUAAGGUUCUCCUUAUCCAGAAGGUGAUGAGAGGAUUGAAGGACAGGAAGCAGUUUCUGAAACAGAGGAAGUCUGCUGUAGCCAUUCAGUCAGCCUGGCGAGGCUACUGCUGCCGGAAGGAUUUCAGAAUGGCUAUGGUAGGUUUUGGGCGCCUGCAGGCCCUGUACCGGAGCCGGCACCUUGCUAAGCAGUAUGAAGAAACCCGCGCUCAUAUCAUCAGGCUUCAAGCCAUGUGCCGUGGCUACCUAAUGCGUCAGAAGAUAGUGGAGCAGAAGAAGGCUGUGUGUAUUAUACAGGCAUAUGCAAGGGGCAUGCUUGCUCGCCAAAUCUACCAGAAGAUGAAGAGGGAGGAACACCUGGCUACUCUGGAGGGAGGAGAGGCAGAAGCAAGAGAAAGGAAGAAUGCUCUUGACAACAAACGGACAAAUCAUGAUGUUCUCAGUGACCAAGAAAUGGUGGACAAAAUUUUUGGGUUUUUACCUUCUAUGAUCGGAGGGCAAGAAGGACAGGCUCCUCUGGGAUUUGAGGAUUUGGAAACGAAGCCUAGCAAGCUGGAGGAGGUGGACCUCGAUAUGGUUCCUAUGAGUGUGGAGCUAGAAGAGGAAGCAGAUGGCUUGGAAGAGUACACCUUCCCAAAGUUUGCAGCUACUUAUUUCCAGGGGUCUUCUACACAUACACAUAUCCGGAGACAGCUGCGGCAGCCACUACUCUAUCAUGAUGACAAGGACAAUGCCCUGGCUUCUCUAGUUGUGUGGGUUAUCAUCCUGAGGUUCAUGGGGGACCUGCCAGAGCCAGCAAUGUUUGCCAAGAAUGCCACCACCAAGAGCAGCUCUGUGAUGACACAGAUAUAUGACACAAUUGGAAAGAAAAACCAGGUCCAGUUCAGAAAUGACAGCCCAAAUAUGAAAGAAAUCAGGAAGGAUAACAAGAUUUCAAAGGGGAUCUCUUCCCUCAAGCUGAAACGGUCAUCCAAGUUUACAGGGAAGGUGGCAAACCAGCUAAGAAGUGGAGAAGAGGCUUUCCAAGAGGACAGCUCAAUCACUGAGAGACCUAUGUCCAACCUAGAAAAAGUGCACUUCAUUAUUGGCAAUGCAAUUCUGCGACCUGCCAUCAGAGAUGAGAUUUAUUGCCAGAUUUGCAAACAACUCACUGAAAACAACAACAGGAGCAGCUAUGCUCGAGGCUGGAUCCUUCUGUCACUUUGCCUCGGUUGCUUUCCUCCUUCAGACACAUUUGUGAAGUACCUCUUGAAUUUCAUCCACCAUGGGCCCACAGGCUAUGCCCCAUACUGUGCUGAACGUCUGAGGCGUACCUAUGUCAAUGGAGCACGGACUGAACCUCCAAGCUGGCUGGAACUUCAGGCAACAAAGCAGAAGAAACCCAUUAUGUUUAACGUCACCCUGAUGAAUGGCCAAAGCAUCACUGUCCCUGCAGACUCUGCUUCCAUAGCCAAGGAGAUCUGUCAGUUCAUAGCAGAUAAAAUCAAACUAAAAGAUGUGUUUGGCUUUUCACUCUACAUUGCUGUAUUUGAUAAGGUCUGGUCACUGGGUGGAGGACGAGAUCAUGUCCUGGAUGCCAUCUCUCAGUGUGAACAACUAGUGAAGGAGCAGGGCACACAUGAACGCAAUGCUCCCUGGCGCCUCUACUUCAGGAAGGAAAUCUUCACCCCCUGGCACAACUCCCAGGAGGAUCCCAUUAGCACUGAUCUCAUUUACCACCAAGUCAUUCGCGGCAUCCGGUUUGGAGAGUACCGCUGUGAGAAGGAAGAGGAUUUGGUGGAGAUAGGUGCAAAAUAUUGUUACAUCCAAUUUGGAGAUUCCAUCCACAACGAACUUGUGCAGAAAGUGCUCCAUGACUGUAUCCCAGUGAAACAGCUGAAGUCCAAGUCCCUGGAAAAGUGGGUGAGCCUUAUAACCUAUGCACAUGCUAAGGCCACAUACACACAGGACCGUCUCUCCAGUCAGACUGUGAAAGAACAGCUUGUGGAUUUUGCUCGCUUUCAGUGGCCUUUGCUUUUUUCAAGAUUCUUUGAAGUCACUAAGUUUUCAGGUCCCAGCUUGCCCAAGAAUCACUUUAUCGUUGCUGUAAAUUGGAAAGGUAUCUACUUCUUGGACGAGUCAGAAAAGCGACUCCUUGAGCUGACCUUCCCAGAGAUAGCUGGCAUCCACACCAACAGGGCAGUGAAGUCAUUUGGACAGAGCUGCACUCUCAUCACGCUUCGUGCCGAGGAGUUUGUCCUAACAUCUGUAAACAGCGUUGUCAUUGCUGAACUGGUGGUCAUGUUCCUGGAAGGCCUGAAGAAGAGAUCACGAUUUGCUGUGGCAAUGCAAGAGAAAAAAUCCCCAGAAGACCCUGCGAUUCUGUCCUUCAAGAAGGGAGACUUACUAAUCUUUGGAGAAGACAAACGGCUGGAUGGCAACUCUGGCUGGAUCUCUGCCCAGAAUGAAAGGACAGGCAAAACAGGGAAUGUAUUUUUGGAAGACAUCUACAUCAUUCCUUCUCUCACAAAACCUUCUAGUCAAGUGCUGAGUUUGCUGAUGAUGUCCCCAGAACAGAGGAGGACAGCUUCACACACCUCUUUCAUGGAUGAACCUGAUGAGGAGAAUCCCAAAGUGAAACCUUACACUCUAGAGGAGUUCUCCUAUGAACACUUCAGGACUCCCGAGAAGGAAUCCAUCAGCAAAGCUGUUCUGCAAAAAUCCCGUGGGCGCAGUCAACUGUGGGCACACUCCAAGGAGCCCUUGAAACAGCCCUUGCUGAAAAGAGCGUGCACAGACCCUGAUCUUCGGGAUUUGGCCUGUCAGGCCUUCACUGCUAUCAUGAAAUUCAUGGGAGACUAUCCCUCAAAACAGACACACUCCUCUGUGGAAGUCACUGACCAGAUAUUUGUAGCAGCUAUCCAGGAGGAGGUCUUGAGGGAUGAAAUUUAUUGUCAGAUUAUGAAGCAACUGACUGAGAACAGAAACAGGUACAGCGUGACCAAGGGCUGGCAGCUCCUUUGGCUCUGCACUGGCCUGUUCCCACCCAGCAAGUCAUUGCUGAAACAUGCCCAGAAGUUCAUCGAGACACGUCAGAAAGAAACACUGGCCCUGGAGUGCAGUCGGAGGAUUCACACAGUGAUGAGGAGUGGCUCCAGGAAGUGGGCACCUCAUCCUGUGGAGGUUGAGGCCAUCUUACAGAACAACACUAAGAUCUCACACAAGAUUUACUUCCCCAAUGAAACAGAACAGACAUUUGAUGUGGGAACAAACACCAAAAUCCGGACUCUGUGUCAGAACAUCGCUUCCAAAUUGCAGCUGAGCUCCUGGGAAGGUUUCAGCCUUUUUGUGAAGAUUGCAGACAAGGUGAUCAGUCAGAAUGAAGCAGACUAUUUCUUUGACUCUCUAAGGCAGGUGACAGACUGGAACAGAAGGAACAAACCAGGGAAGGAUGGAGCUAUGUCUGUGGCCUAUGAGGUAUACUUCAUGAGAAAGCUGUGGCUGAAUGUAACUCCUGGGAAGGACCUGAAAGCUGAUUCCAUUUUUCAUUACCACCAGGAAUUGCCGAAGUACCUCAGAGGCUAUCACAAGUGUUCCAAGGAUGAAGCUGUCCAGCUGGCAGGCCUGAUUUAUAAAGUGCGCUUCAACAAUGACCGCACGCAGCUGGCAACCAUCCCCAAAAUCCUGAAGGAGCUGGUGCCAGACAAUCUGUUCCGAGUGAUCUCACCAGAUGAGUGGAAGAAGAGCAUUACUGCAUCCUAUAGUAAACAUGAAGGAAAAACUGUGGAUGAGGCAAAGAUUGCCUUCCUGAAAAUCAUACACCGGUGGCCGACAUUUGGAUCAGCCUUUUUUGAGGUGAAGCAAACCUCAGAGCCAAACUUCCCAGAGAUUGUGCUGAUUGCAAUCAACAAACAAGGAGUCUCAGUGAUACAUCACAAGACAAAGGAAAUUUUAACAGUCUACCCCUUCAACAAAAUCUCCAACUGGAGCAGUGGAAGCACAUACUUUCACAUGACAAUAGGGAACCUGGUACGAGGAAGCAGGAUCUUAUGUGAGACAUCUCUGGGUUACAAAAUGGAUGACCUGUUAACAUCCUAUGUACGCCUGCUAAUGAAUGCUGUAAACAAGCAAAAGAACCUGCAAGCCUGA
Molecule: messenger RNA, 6465 nt
Organism: Indicator indicator
Lineage: Eukaryota; Metazoa; Chordata; Aves; Piciformes; Indicatoridae
Gene: MYO7B
Product: myosin VIIB
Exons: 48
Coding region: 1-6465 (2154 amino acids)
Cellular component (GO): cytoskeleton; myosin complex
Molecular function (GO): ATP binding; protein binding; cytoskeletal motor activity
Source: RefSeq, a predicted model, not a curated record